Messenger RNA from Solenopsis invicta (red fire ant), 1410 nucleotides. It is a transcript of the gene thoc6, whose product is annotated as THO complex subunit 6 homolog. Gene Ontology annotation, biological process: mRNA export from nucleus. The coding region runs from base 107 to 1102 and encodes 331 amino acids. The transcript has 6 exons. Gene Ontology annotation, molecular function: protein binding. Gene Ontology annotation, cellular component: THO complex; transcription export complex. Lineage: Eukaryota; Metazoa; Arthropoda; Insecta; Hymenoptera; Formicidae. The record is from RefSeq and is a predicted model, not a curated record.
AAUGUGAGAAGUUCACGUCGUUCGAAAUCAGAAUUCAUGGAACGUGUUUUUUGCGCGAGAAUUUUCUGUUUUUGUUUUACACUAUAUAUAACAAAUUGUGAGGAAAAUGAUAGAAUCAACUGACAAGAAGUUACUUUACAACACUGUGCUGUCGCAGACCUUUUCACCUGAUGGAAAUUAUCUUUUGGCUGGCAACAUCUAUGGAGAUGUUUCAGUAUUUGAUCUGUCAAAGGUCUUAGGGCCCAAUAAAGUGGAGGAGAAUGAGUUACAAGGACCCAGUUAUCGCUUUGCUACCCAUCCUGAUCAAGAAGUCUCAUGUAUGCUCUCCGUAGAGAAUUUUCUUGUGACAGGAACACGUGGCGAAAUAUCAGGAUGGGAUUGGAAAGCGAUCACGACGAAUAAAGCUCCCAAAAGCAAAGUUUCUUGGAAUAUACAAAUUCCUGUUAACAAAGACAGUUAUGAUAAGCCAGACAUAAAUUACAUGGUGUACUCAAAAGUGAAUAAUUUAUUAUAUGUUGGCUGUGGUGAUAAUAACAUUUAUAUCAUAAACAUAGAGGACAGAAAAAUUUUGAGAUGCAUGCAGGGUCACACCGAUUACAUACAUUGCCUUGCCAUAAUGGACAAUCAGCUUGCAUCCUGCAGUGAGGAUGGUUCUGUGAGAUUAUGGGAUUUGCGCAAAAAGGAGAACACUAACAUAUUAACACCCCAUUUAGUAGACAAAGUCGCUCGACCGCGAUUCGGAAAGUGGAUCGGCGCUGUUGAUUUCACGGAAGACUGGUUGCUGUGUGGUGGUGGGCCCAGUUUAUCAUUGUGGCAUAUGCGAACGAUGGAGGUUGCGACAGUUUUCGAUCUGACUGAUCAAGGGAUUCAUGUCGCAGAGAUCUACGAGGAUCGUGUCAUCGCUGGUGGCACGACCGACCAUGUUCAUCACAUGACAUACCAAGGCGAAGUUCUAGCCAAAGUUCCUACUUCGAGUCUCACAGUCUAUAGCGUAGUGCAUCAAGAAACACCACACAAGGUGCUCAGCGUCGCUGGCACUUCGAACUGCAUCGACAUCAGUACAAACUUUAAUUAUCGUGAAAUGACACUUAAGUUUGCGUAAGACUUAUUAGAACGAAUUAUGUUUUAUUACGAAAUAGGAAUUUAAUUUUCAAAUAAGGAUCUUGAUCCUUUUUCGAAUAACUGGAAUGAAUAAAAAUUAAUAUAAUUUCUUAGAUUUUUGCAAUUUUUUAAAUAAAUAUAUUAAUAAAGUAUACAUUUUUUAUACGAUACGAUGUUUCUUUUGUACAAAUAUACAAAGCGAUGAAAUGCAAAGAUAGAUACGCAUACAUUUGUUCUUAUAAUUGCACUUUUUUUGCUUAAAGUGGUAAAAACAAUACAAAAAUAUGGAAUAAACAAUAUAUGUAAGUA